Gambusia affinis (western mosquitofish) is the source of this 2155-nucleotide messenger RNA. Its product is annotated as creatine kinase U-type, mitochondrial-like. Gene Ontology annotation, biological process: phosphocreatine biosynthetic process. Lineage: Eukaryota; Metazoa; Chordata; Actinopteri; Cyprinodontiformes; Poeciliidae. Gene Ontology annotation, molecular function: creatine kinase activity. The coding region runs from base 741 to 1985 and encodes 414 amino acids. Gene Ontology annotation, cellular component: mitochondrion. The transcript has 9 exons. The record is from RefSeq and is a predicted model, not a curated record.
GGGUGGCCAAUCAGAGAGCUUCUGUGUGCUUCAGGAAUAAUCUCAUCAUGCAGGCUGAUCUGAUGGCCUAAUGCAAUUAGACGUUUUGUCACACCUGAAAAGAUAUAUGUGAAUGAAACUAAAUUAAAUUAAACUAACAUUUUCCACUCAAGCACAAAAAUAAUUCAUAAUAACAUGAUUUAAAAUUUUAACUCAAAUAUUUUUAUCUUUUAAGCAGUUAUUAUGAGAGUCUUUUGGUGAUAUAAUUUAUGUGCUACUACUUUUACUAGACGUGUAAAUAUCACUUAUAUUUUUUUCAUGCACUACAUUAAUUUCACAUUUAUUUGUUUGGGGAAAAAAAAAAUCCAAAAUCAUCAGUUCCACAUUUACUGGCCUUAUUGUGCAGAUUUAUUUAUUUUUUAUCACUUACACACAAUUUUGAAGAAACACUGCAGUUGUCAAUUGAUCAACCUAUGUACAGUCUGUUUACAAUUAUCUACUUACUCAUUGUCUGUGACCUUUGUGCACAGUUCAUCCAAAUAAACAAGCAAACACUACGCCUGACAUUUAUAGCAAACAAGUCAGAUAUGUCAUCUAAAGCAGUUGGGAUGGAUAAUAACAAGAUUCAAAAUUGCUCAAGGAUCUAACAUUUAAUUUAUGUCAUUACUUGUUAGUUUAAUUUAACUUUUAUGCUGUAAAGUUUGCAAAACCUCACAUUGACCUUUUAUUUCUUUGCCAGGAAAUACCUUGACCAAAUAACCAUGGCGAACUCUUUCACCCGCAUGAUGACUGGUCGUAACACAGCAGUGAUGAUGGCCAUGGGAGCCGGCACUUUGGCAUCUGCAUUUCUCCUCAAUGAUAACACUGCUGCAGCUGAAAGGAGGAGGUUCUAUCCCCCAAGUGCUGAUUACCCUGACCUGAGGAAGCAUAACAAUUGCAUGGCAUCAGCAAUGACCCCGACCAUUUAUGCUCAUCUGAGGGACAAGGCAACGCCCAACAAUUGGACCGUGGAUCAGUGCAUCCAGACUGGAGUGGACAACCCCGGACACCCCUUCAUUAAAACUGUGGGCAUGGUGGCUGGGGAUGAAGAAAGCUACGAGGUGUUUGCGGAGCUCUUUGAUCCUGUUAUUAAAGAUAGACACAAUGGAUACGACCCUCGUACCAUGAAGCACCCCACUGACCUGGAUUCUUCCAAGGUCACCUCAGGAAUGUUCGAUGAGCGCUACGUGUUGUCAUCCCGUGUGCGCACCGGGCGCAGCAUUCGCGGACUGAGCCUUCCACCUGCGUGCACACGGUCCGAGCGCCGCGAGGUGGAGCGUGUGGUUGUCACAGCCCUUUCUGGCCUGAAAGGAGAACUGGCCGGCCGAUAUUACAGCCUGGGAGAAAUGACUGAGAGAGAACAACAGCAGCUUAUCGACGAGCACUUCCUGUUUGAUAAACCUGUAUCACCUUUGCUCACGGCAGCUGGAAUGGCCAGAGACUGGCCUGAUGCUCGUGGUAUCUGGCACAACAAUCAGAAGAACUUCUUGAUCUGGAUUAAUGAGGAGGACCACACGAGGGUCAUAUCCAUGGAGAAGGGAGGAAAUAUGAAGCGAGUGUUUGAGAGGUUCUGCCAAGGUCUCAAAAAGGUGGAGCAUCUUAUUCAAGAAAGAGGGUGGGAGUUCAUGUGGAACGAACGUCUGGGAUACAUCCUGACCUGCCCCUCCAACCUGGGCACGGGGCUCAGGGCUGGAGUGCAUAUUCGCCUGCCGCUGCUCAGCAAGGAUCCCCGCUUUAAAAAGAUCCUGGAGAACCUGAGACUACAGAAGCGAGGCACAGGAGGCGUGGACACGGCUGCCACCGGAGACACCUUUGACAUCUCUAACCUCGACCGUCUGGGAAAGUCAGAGGUUGAGCUGGUUCAAUUAGUGAUUGAUGGUGUCAACUAUCUCAUUGAGUGUGAGAAGAGGCUUGAGAGGGGUCAGGACAUCAAGAUCCCUUCCCCAAUCGCUCAGUUCAAGAGGUAAACGUUUCCUCCCUUGGCAUUGAGGAAGAACAUUUGCUUCAGUGGCUCAUUAUUUAAUCUUCUGAUAUUCAUGACAUGUAUAAACUCUGUUCUAACUUUCAUUGGCAAUACAGCUGCUACAUGUACAUGGAUCCUGAUUAAGAAAAAAUAAAAUAUUUAAAAUGAACAAAA